Molecule: messenger RNA, 418 nt
Organism: Dentiscutata erythropus
Lineage: Eukaryota; Fungi; Glomeromycota; Glomeromycetes; Diversisporales; Gigasporaceae
Source: the annotation of a GenBank genome assembly
AUGACAAACAAAAAUAAUAUUGACCUUAUAAACGCAGCCUUUACGGCUUUAAUGGAUCCAUACAAGUUUAUAUCUGUGAAAGAAUUUCGAGACAUAGAAGCCCGUCAUGAAACAAACUAUGAAGCACGAUAUGAAGAAGUUGACAUAAAAUCGUUUCAUCAAAUCAAUCUUGUUGGAAAUUAUUUGGAUGCUGUCAGUAAUUAUCAGCACUCUGAUUCUCAUAAAUUGCAACAAAUUUUCGUUAAAAUCUGCAACAAAACUAGACUAAUCUUAUGUGAAAAAAAUGAUACAAUCGAUACUAUUAAACUGAAAAUAUACGCUAAAAAAGGUAUACCACCACAUGAGCAGAGAUUAAUUUUUACUGGGAAGCAAUUAGAGGGCAAUAAAAAGCUUUCUGACUAUGGUAUUCAAGAAGGAA